Linderina pennispora is the source of this 974-nucleotide messenger RNA. RefSeq lists its product as uncharacterized. NCBI's taxonomy places the organism in Eukaryota, Fungi, Kickxellomycota, Kickxellomycetes, Kickxellales, Kickxellaceae. The coding region runs from base 296 to 943 and encodes 215 amino acids. The transcript has a single exon. The record is from RefSeq and is a predicted model, not a curated record.
AAGCCCGAUUCCAGGUGCAUACCUUUCACAGCCAGAGAGUUUAUGAACGGUGGCUGGGAGCAAACCUUUCAGGCUGGCAAGUCGAAGCCCGCUCCGCGUUUUCAGUUUACGCUCGGAUGCUGAGGAAGCUCAGGGCUGUUCCUGAGUGGAGCGGACCAUUUCCAUAACUCGGUUCGGAUCGGUGAUCUCCUGCGCGCCCAGUCGAAUUUCUAGUCGCAUCAGCCACAGAAUUGUGUCCUUUAUCUUUUCCGGUCCUGCUUGUAUCCGAAUUUCUUACCUUUCUGUUUUGAGCGAAAUGAAUUCGCAGCGGGCUAUCAGCAAAUGCGCCAUGCGGGCAUCGCAGUACAGCACCCGGUACUACAGCGCACCAGCGGCCAGUGGCAAGUGGCAGCCGGUCAGCGUAUACAAGGGCAGCCUUGGCAAAGCGGCGCGAGUGAUGAAGGUGGCCUCUGUCGCCUCUCUGGUGGGUGCGUCCGCAGCCAUCCCGUUCUUUUUCGGCGGUGACAGCGAUGUCCCGCAAACUGCGCGUACGAUCCUGGCCGUAACGACAAUGGGCAUGACCGGGUCGUCGACAGCCAUCGUCACGUGGGCACUGAAGCCAUAUAUCGUGAACAUGAGCAUCCUGCAGAGCGGCGAGGCAGAGGUUGGUCCUGACACGCCGCUGCUGGUCGAGACAAUGACGUUCUUGGGCCAGCCGCUGACACGUCUGGUGUUCCCGCACCAGCUGGCACCAGCUACGCUACCGCUGACGUCGUGGGUAUCGCGCGAGCCAACCGAGGCUGGGAGGCAGGUUGCGCAGGAGAUCCUGGCGGAAAUCAACCAGGGUCGGACGAAAGAUGUGGUUCAUUUGGCCAAGGCCGGCGAUGCUUUCUAUGCGCACACGCAGGGGCCGAUUUCGCAGAAGAUGCGGGAGAUUGUUGCUGCCUCGCCGUGCCAGGAGUAGCAUGUCAUGCAUAGUGCGUUAAUACAUGUUU